Messenger RNA from Helobdella robusta, 600 nucleotides. RefSeq lists its product as hypothetical. The transcript has 5 exons. Gene Ontology annotation, cellular component: ribosome. Lineage: Eukaryota; Metazoa; Annelida; Clitellata; Rhynchobdellida; Glossiphoniidae. The annotation marks the transcript as partial. Gene Ontology annotation, molecular function: structural constituent of ribosome; mRNA binding; rRNA binding. Gene Ontology annotation, biological process: translation; ribosomal small subunit assembly. The record is from RefSeq and is a predicted model, not a curated record.
AGUCGAUAUGGUCCAAUUUAUUUAGAGCCCACAUUUAGAAAAGAAAACCUUCCAGAAUUUUUAGAGGAAACCGACGACAGAAAGUACAGGCCAAUUAAGGCUGCACAAAAUGAGCAAACAUCAUUUGCUACUUACAAUGAUUUAGUAUUAAAGUUCAUCAGAAUAUUAUUACGUGAAGGUAAUAAAGAAAGAGCCAGGAAUCUGGUACACAAGACCUUUGAAAAUGUGAAGUUGACACAGAUAGAGAGAUUUAAUAAAGCCCAAACAGAUUUUGAAAAAGAGUCUAUUGAGCUUAACCCUGUAAAUAUUUUUAACAAAGCAAUCAACAAUUGUAAACCAUUAUUAAAUAUCAAAAAGAUAAAAAGAGGUGGAGUUAUGUAUCAAGUUCCGGUUCCGAUAUCCCCCAACAGUCAAGUGUUUUUUGCCAUGAAAUGGUUGAUUGAGUCGGCUAAUGAAAAAGAUAGAAUUUCUCGGGUUUGGGAUAAGUUGGCUCAAGAAUUGUUGGAUGCCUCGAACAAUGAGGGUAAAAGUGUAAGAAAGAAACAGGAGUUGCAUAGGUUAUGUGAAGCUAACAGAGCCUAUGCUCAUUUUCGAUGGUAA